This is a messenger RNA of Ostrinia furnacalis (Asian corn borer), 1410 nucleotides long. Its product is annotated as ADP,ATP carrier protein. Lineage: Eukaryota; Metazoa; Arthropoda; Insecta; Lepidoptera; Crambidae. The transcript is spliced from 5 exons. Gene Ontology annotation, cellular component: mitochondrial inner membrane. The coding region runs from base 201 to 1133 and encodes 310 amino acids. Gene Ontology annotation, biological process: mitochondrial ADP transmembrane transport; negative regulation of mitochondrial outer membrane permeabilization involved in apoptotic signaling pathway; mitochondrial ATP transmembrane transport. The record is from RefSeq and is a predicted model, not a curated record. Gene Ontology annotation, molecular function: ATP:ADP antiporter activity.
UAGUGAGAACAAUCAAUUUAGCAAAAUAAAUAUUAUUUUGUGCAGUUCCGUUUGAAAUUCCCUGUAGUGAAAUGUGCUGUAGUUAUAUGGUUCUUUGAUCGCGAUGAACUUUUAUUCCCUACGAGGGAUCAGUGGUAUAGUGCAGACUAAGGUUAAUCAGUAUCCGACGGAACGUACAUAAGUUGAACUGUUAGAACGCAAUGUCUGAUAAAGAUAAGAAGAAGGGGAAGGAGGAUAAAAAAGGCCACGACUCUUCAGCGUUUGUAAAAGACUUCAUCGCCGGCGGAGUCUCCGCAGCAGUGUCAAAGACAGCUGUCGCGCCCAUUGAACGAGUGAAGCUGAUCUUACAGGUCCAGCAUGUGUCCAAACAGAUUCCAAAGGACAAAAGAUACAAAGGUAUUGUGGAUGCGUUCAUCCGUAUCCCGAAGGAGCAGGGUCUGGGAUCGUUUUGGCGAGGGAACCUGGCGAACGUGAUCCGAUACUUCCCGACGCAGGCGCUGAACUUCGCCUUCAAGGACGUGUACAAGGGCAUGUUCCUAGCGGGGGUCGACAAGAACACUCAGUUCUGGCGGUACUUCGCCGGUAACCUGGCGUCGGGAGGGGCCGCCGGCGCUACCUCGCUCUGCUUCGUAUACCCACUGGAUUUCGCUCGAACGAGGUUAGCUGCCGACGUGGGUAAAGGCAAACAGAAAGAGUUCAACGGUUUGGUAGACUGCUUGAUGAAGACGAUAAAGUCGGACGGGCCUAUCGGCUUGUACCGGGGCUUCGUAGUGUCAGUGCAGGGCAUCAUCAUCUACCGAGCAACCUACUUCGGCUUCUACGACACGGCGCGCGGAAUGCUGCCGGACCCCAAGAACACCUCGCUGCUGAUCACGUGGAUGAUUGCACAGACAGUAACAACGGUGGCGGGCAUCACUUCGUACCCCCUCGACACGGUGCGGCGGCGCAUGAUGAUGCAGUCGGGCCGGCCCGCCAACGAGCGCCUGUACAAGAACACCGCCCACUGCUGGGCCGUGAUCCUCAAGACCGAGGGCCCCGGCGCCUUCUUCAAGGGCGCCUUCUCCAACGUCCUCAGAGGCACAGGGGGCGCCUUCGUGCUUGUUCUAUACGACGAAAUCAAGAACCUCCUCUAACGCGAGAAGUUUGACGCGUAGUGUUUAGAUAUUCGCUAACAGCCGCUCUUUGUACCGUGUUCUUAGUAAGCGAUGGGUCUAGUUUUUACUAAAUUGGGAAAUUGAUUGCUAUUUUAUUUUAAACCCUUCUCUUGCUAAAGACAUGUUACAACGACGGCCGUGUGGUUCGCCGCGAUACCGUCGGUGCUAGUGAGCGUGGUGGCCUGAGGACUGCUUAGUGAUUGAAAUUUUAUAUGGUGAAUGUUGUCUUUUACAAUGUACUUUGUAAGGAGGUAUU